UCUCCCUAUUUAUACCUCUUCCCAACCAAAACCUUUCCCAUAAACAAACCCCUCUGCCAUCUACUUUUGUUGCUGUUGUGGUUGCUCUUGUUUCUUGGGCUAUUUAGGUGCUCUCAUUGUUGUCACUUGGAGAGAGGGGUUUGUUUGUAUCAACCUUAAAAAAAUAAAAAGUAGUCAUGGCUAAGUUUGUUGCCAUCUUCAUCUUUGCUCUCAUUGCCAUUUCCAUGCUUCAAACCAUGGUGAUGGCAGCUCAUGGCCAAGGAGGUCACCACAAUGACCAGAAACAUUAUGGCCCUGGGAGUCUCAAAAGCUUCCAAUGUCCAUCACAAUGUACGAGGAGAUGCAGCAAGACUCAAUAUCAUAAGCCAUGCAUGUUCUUCUGUCAGAAGUGUUGCAAAAAGUGCCUUUGUGUGCCCCCAGGUUUCUAUGGCAACAAACAAGUCUGCCCUUGCUACAACAACUGGAAGACCAAGGAGGGAGGCCCCAAAUGCCCUUAAGCUAAAAAUAAUUAUUCAAAGCAACAAUAUUUUCUGACUCUUUUACAGAAUUACUGUAUUUCCCUUUUAAUAUUUUAUGUUUUGGGUUUAUUUUGUUCGAGUUAAUUCAUAAUUAACUCUGUAAUGUGAAAAAGUCACUCCUUGAGGAUUAUUUCCCCUAAAUGUGAGUGGCUAAUCUAUCAUAUUAUCAAUGAAAUUUCUUGUUCUAUUA
Pistacia vera is the source of this 708-nucleotide messenger RNA. Its product is annotated as gibberellin-regulated protein 4. The transcript has 4 exons. Bases 177 to 497 code for a protein of 106 amino acids. The record is from RefSeq and is a predicted model, not a curated record. NCBI's taxonomy places the organism in Eukaryota, Viridiplantae, Streptophyta, Magnoliopsida, Sapindales, Anacardiaceae.